GCGACACACGUGAUCUAGUCAUUUGACAAGGCAAAACACGGCAGUAGAUCAGAAAGACGAGCGACAUGGACCAUCAACGGGUUGACAGGGUGGGCCUGCUGUCUCCCCUGGAGGAGUCCAGCGCUGAGAUCAGCACAGACAGCGGAAUCGUCUCUCAGAGUGCGAGCAGUUUGUCGAUGGUGAGCGAAAUCCUCAGCAGCGGGACGGUGUCGCAGAGCCCCAGCUUUGGAGCAGCGGCGGGGGCAGGAGUAGCAGCAGCAGCUAACGUUAUUCCUCAAAGCCCGAGCCUCGAUGAAGCUGCAGAGCCUGGGACAACCGACAAGCACGACCCAGAGCAGGACGACGAGGUGCUGCGGCACACUGCGCUCAGCUACUCCUCCUACAUCAGGGCGACAGCAGGAGACGAGAUCCUGUGCUUGGAGAAAAGCUUGGAAGAGAUGCUGACAAGAGUAGAUGAGUUUGUUGGAAUGCUGGAUAUGAUCCGUAACGAUACCUCGCAGAUAGUCAAUGAAAACCUACCUCAAAUCCAGCAGAAGUCUGAUGAAAUGAGACAGAUAUACAGAAGAAUUGAUAAGCUGGAGACCUUUGUAAAGAUGGUGGGAGCCAAUGUCAGCGCAAUGGAGGAUCAGGUCACACAGGCAGAGGGAGAGCUAGGAACACUACCGGGUGCUUUCAAGAAGAUCCUCCGCACAAUGACUGUCCCAGGCUUCUUAAACAAACCAGCCAGCCCACGACGACCAGCACCACAUCAGCGUCAAGAAAUCCCCAGCGUGUUUCGGACAGAUGAUUAUUUCACAUCACAGCCGGAACAGUGACGCGCUCGAACGUUCAAAACAUAACUCGGUUCUAACCUCAGAGGCCUGUUGGGCCAAACUGCACAGAUGACUUUUACUGCCACCUAUUGCAAGGAGGAUCUAUUGGUGCAGUGGCUUCAACAAAGCAAUAGCAGCCUUUCUGAACAAGUCACUGGAAGUGAAGUGCGUGCAGACAUUCUGCGCUCCUGAAAGUCAUUUCCCUGGCAGCAACAAACACUGAACUGUAGCAAAAUUAUUUUUAAAAGUGCCUAAAUGGGUCUUUGGUUUUGUUUUCACUAAUGGUGAAGAAAAUGUAAGAUGUUAAAUUUGUGGCAAGUCAGGAGGACAAAGUCGUCCCACUCGCCUGUAGAGCACUGUAUAGAAGGUACAAUAAGAUCUUCAAAUAAUACACAGAGAAAUAACCCAGCUUUGUUUUUAUGACUUACAUUCCUGUUGAUAGUGUUUGUAAAGACCUGCACGCUGUUAUGAACUGAGCUGUAUUUCUGUCUCUUCUACACCCCCACCCGCCAAGCAAUACUGAUCUUAUCCUGUUAAGCAUUUAACGUCUUCCAUUUCAAAGUAUUCACUUUAUUUCAAGCCUUAUCUUACUGCCUCUCUCUGACACGAGGCUACGUCUUUGAUUGCACCUUUUAUGAAAAAAAGCACAUUAUAGAUUAGUUGUCACUUGCUGAUUAUGUUUUGUGCCAGUGAUGAAGCUGCAAUCUAAAUAGGAAGAAGAGGAACUUUGGACCUCAUCAUGGAGAGGGGAGCAACAGUACCUAACAGAUUAAUGCAGUGCGGCCCCUUUCCCCUUUCUUUCAAAGUUUAGCCAAUAAUGGUCACAGCUUCAGCUCUGGUUCUUUGAUUACUUGCCAAAUUAGUUGUUAAAGAUGUUUCAUUUUACAUGUUGGAUUUGGUUUACGAUUUUGAGAUAAUCAUUAAAAAAAUAUUUGAGACAA
Molecule: messenger RNA, 1753 nt
Organism: Oreochromis niloticus (Nile tilapia)
Lineage: Eukaryota; Metazoa; Chordata; Actinopteri; Cichliformes; Cichlidae
Gene: bloc1s4
Product: biogenesis of lysosomal organelles complex-1, subunit 4, cappuccino
Exons: 5
Coding region: 66-815 (249 amino acids)
Cellular component (GO): BLOC-1 complex
Source: RefSeq, a predicted model, not a curated record